Pelobates cultripes (western spadefoot toad) is the source of this 336-nucleotide messenger RNA. The record is from the annotation of a GenBank genome assembly. Lineage: Eukaryota; Metazoa; Chordata; Amphibia; Anura; Pelobatidae.
AUGGCUGUGGUUGCUGACAGGGACUAUAACCACUUAUUACAUGCCCCUCACAGUGUAACCCUGACUGACAGGGACUAUAACCACUUAUUACACGCCCUCACUCACAGUGUAACCCUGACUGACAGGGACUAUAACCACUUAUUACACGCCCUCACUCACAGUGUAACCCUGACUGACAGGGACUAUAACCACUUAUUACACGCCCUCACUCACAGUGUAACCCUGCCUGACAGGGACUAUAACCACUUAUUACAUGCCCUCACUCACAGUGUAACCCUGCCUGACAGGGACUAUAACCACUUAUUACACGCCCUCACACAGUGUAACCCUGACUGA